Molecule: messenger RNA, 3927 nt
Organism: Cloeon dipterum
Lineage: Eukaryota; Metazoa; Arthropoda; Insecta; Ephemeroptera; Baetidae
Gene: Cc2d2a
Product: Coiled-coil and C2 domain containing 2A
Exons: 19
Coding region: 27-3827 (1266 amino acids)
Biological process (GO): protein localization to ciliary transition zone; non-motile cilium assembly
Cellular component (GO): ciliary transition zone
Source: RefSeq, a predicted model, not a curated record
GCAAUAAACGCAGUCAGUCGGAAAACAUGAGCGAACAGACGCAGGAAAUUAAUCCGCGACGCUCUUCAAACGAUGAAGAACGGCCUCAGGGCGAAUCUCCUGCGACGGUUACGAACCUUCAGGAGCUGCUCGGCGCCGCGGGGGCGGUGGCUCAGUUCAAAGAGGCCAGCCCCGAAAAGCUGGCGGAUUUGUCGCAGAUCAUUUUCUAUCCGUCGUCGAAGCCAGUUGUUGCGGAGGAAAAAUUAGGGUCAGGUGGCCGGGCUAGGUUUCUGGAGGAGGAGGGAAUUUAUGUGCCAACUUUGCCGAACGUGAGGUGGAAUAUGAGGAGCAAAAUGGAGAGACGUUUGGUGACAAACGCCAUCCGCAAUAAAAAAUGGUUUCAAGAAGACGGCGAGUUGAAGAGUUGCGAGGAGGAACUGCUGGAAAAUCCAGUCAGGCCCAAUUUGGACGAGGAAAACUCGAAUAUCGCGACGAUUUUCAGAGAUUGCAGCAACGACGUGGAGAGGUUCAUUCCGUCGAGCGAGACGAUGAUUUUGCUCGAGCUGCAGCUAAACAGUUUGCAUUUCACGCAGCAUCCGCUUUUCACCGUCGAGCACACUUUGGCGCAGAGAUUGACCGAGACGUUUUACUGCUACCAAAAAAAGUUGGCAGCCAGGUCGUUCGAACGAAUGUCAAAAAGGUUAACAGCGCUCAGGCACGCUCACGACUUGCUGAAAAACAAAUCAGGCGAAGGGGUGGAAGAGAAACUGCAGCGGUACGAGCUGGAGAUAAAAGAUUUGCGGACGACGACCCUUUUGCAAGGCGCGGCGGAAAGGUCGGUUUUGGCCGCCGUCCUGGCCGUUUGGGAGGAGCUGAAGGACUUGCGUGAGCGGCAAGGGUUCGUCGGCUGCCCCACAAAGUUGACGGUGAGCCAGGCUGUCGUCUCGGAAGGACGCCGCAAGAAGGAGGAAAGGUUGUGGAAGGAUGCUGUGAAGCAGGUUGUCAAAGAGAUGCGCAGAGAGCAAAAGCCUCAGGAGGAAGAGGAAAAGGAAAACUCGGACUGGGUGCAACUGGCUGGAAAAUUAUUAAAAGAGUCGCUCAAACCACCAGGAGAGCCGGAAAUGAUUAUCAAUUUGAGCCAGGAUCUGGAAACAAGUAUCGACUCAAAGAGUUUAAAGGCGCAGAAUCGACUGCAGAGUCACCUGCAUCGGCAAAAAGUGUGUCUGAAGAUUUUGUACAAUGGCAGCGAAGUUUGCCAAAGCAUGCCGUACGUGCUGGACAGCCAAACUUUCAGCGCCGACAUGAGCAUUAUGCUGCCGCUCUCCGCUGUUCACUGGCCGCAAAAUUUCAGCCUGCAAAUUUUGCAGCACUCGACAAUAAAGAAAGCACUAAUCGCCGAGGUCAGCCUGCCCUUGCCCGAGAAAGGGUGCACGCGGGAAGAGGUGCCGGUGCAGAAGGUGUUUUUCGGAAACGAGACGCAUUCAGGGUACAUUAUGUGCAAAACGGGCUGGGGAAAAGACGCCGACGGCAAUCUGCGCCAGCCGAGCGGCCGGUAUUGGGAAACCGCGGUGUCUAGCGUCACGAAAAAGGUGCCGAAAACGCCUGAGGAGCUGCAAAUGUGGAUAGACAGGUCGCGGAUCGACCCAAACAACCCGGCCAACAGCGAAAUUAUCAGCAAGGCGAAGAAUCGCGCGCUGGGCGACUUGAAUUCGGAUCCUCUGGCGUCUGAUCUCGAUUUCUGCACCGAUUUGGAGUUCAGGGAAGGAGACGCGAGACUAAAAAUACUGGAGCUGCGGGAAAAGGGCCACCCCGCUUUUUGCAACAUGAAAAUGGUGCCGAUCAACGCGAGGGAGCUGCCAGAAGGAUUGUUGAAGGAAUUCAGAGACAGACACUGGCAGCAGUCGAGUCAGGUAAAUUUCAUCGAGGAAGAGGCUGACGACUCGCUCGCGAAUCAUAGAACGUGGGCAUUGAACUCAAUUAGGGAAAUCAAAGAGAAAAUUCAGCGACAGGGCAGGCUCUCCAGCAGGAAGAAGACCAUGAGGGAGCUCGUCACCGAGGACCUCGUCCCCGACAUUGGGACGCUCGGACUGACGUUGAUGGCCUGGUUCCAACCGUCGCGUCCGCUGCGUCCAAUGCGCAAACCGCGGCCUCAGGUGGCAAUUCAGGGUAGCACGACGCACAGCAGCACCCUGAUCGUGAACGUGGUGAGCGCCCUGCAGGUGCCGACGCGCAAGGACCUCGACCUGGAGCCUUCGAACGUCAACUCUUUUUUCGAAGGGAGUCCGACGAACGCGGCGGCGUUCAACACGGUGGCCGUGCGACCUUUCGUCGAGGUCAGUUUCAAGGGUGCAUCGGCCAGGACGAGGGCUGCCGAGGGCGCCAACCCCACGUGGAACUGCGAGCUCCAAAUUCCAAUUCAAGAGGAAGUUUUUGAUCACGAUUUGAUCAACAUUCGGCUCUUUGACGAAAUCGUCGUCGACGUUUUGAACGACGAGAGGCUGCGCGACAUCGACGUGCACACGAGGCACGAAAAAGCAUGGCUUGGCGCGAUUAAUAUUCCGUUUUCGGCCGUCCAGCGAACCGCAAAGAUCGACGGCACGUUUCCUCUGAACGCGCAACAACUUUUGCUGGGCUACGAGCAGGAGGAGCAGAGCAGACAGUUUGGGCCCCUUUUGGGUCCGCUCGAAUCGCCCAGGGGCUCGGCCAACUGCACGUUUCUCAACUUUUUCAUCACUCUGCAGCCGCCGAUGGUUCUCGCCGAGUCGGAAACGACUGAGAGGUUGGAGUGCAUGGAGAGCGGUUCAGUUGAAAGGCACCUCGAGGAUUGGAGUUCGCAGGUUACCGCUUUGUUUCCUGACAGGAAAGUGCCCGCGUUGGUGGCCACCGCGAACGGCAAGACGGCUUGCUUGACGAGAUUUUUCCGCCCCAUCAAACCCCCAGAGGUCAAGGACACGCACAGUCGCACCCUGGCGGAGGUGACCUCGAGAUUCGUUUCCCUCAUUCCGCGAACGCAGUCCAACGUUUGUCUAACCGCCGAGGAGAUAAUGAAGUUGUGCUACGGCGAUCAGAUGUCCAGCGCAAUUUUGCUCACGUGCUUCCUGCAGACGUUCGACCUGGACGCGUGGCUGCUGAUCGGCUGGGGCGUGAUGAGGGGCGCGUCCUACUUCGCGCUCACCAGGGAAAAGCAGUCCCCAAACGAAAUGGCCAUCUGGGACGUUUUCACGGGCUUAAAGUCCAAACUGGACGACCCUUUCUGCCCGGCGACGCUGGUGUGGGCAGUCGCCAACAAGGAUAAUAUUUGGGCGAACGUGCAGAAGGAAAGUGCCCCGAGGCGGAUGCGGUUCGAUUUUUCCCGUCUGGCCGAUUGGUCGCCGGCGUUUGUUCCUGCGGGAGCCGUCGCAGCUCCAGGAAGAGAAACUGUUCUCCAACCAGAAUCCAUUCAGUUCACAAAAACGCCAUCGGAAUCGUGCAAGGAGCUAGUUUCCCGACUUGAAAGCAUCCUCAAAGAAAAUUUCAUGACCUGGCGAACAAACCUGAGAACUCGUUGGAACCGGCAUUGCUGCUCUGUGCUGAGAAAGGUUUUAUCGACCUUAGAAAAUCAAAUAAACUGCAAAAAGGAAGCGAUGCGAGAGCUGCAGCCGCUAAUCGCAGCACACAAGAUGAUCGGUUUCCCGCUGCACAUGAGUUACGCCGACGACAAAGAGGUGAUCCGCACGUUGUACUCGACACAACUGCACAGCCUGCGGGACGCCGAGGCCGAGUUCGGGAUCGCGGUGGCCGCCUUCCCUUACGCCAACAACGCCGUCUCUUUGUGGGUCUUCGUCGCCGCCCUCUCGCAGCGCAGGUGAUCUCGAGGCGCAGCAAGCAGGUCGACUUUCGCUAUUAUGCCAAACUGGAAUUACCGCUAUAUUUUCGCCAUCUCAACGAACACGCCCCGAAUCGACGGAG